AGGCGUACGCGGCGGUGGCGGGGAUGGCGUGGACGGCGUGGGCGCGGCGCCAACUGCUCCCAGCGCGCGGAGACCAGAAGUGGCCAAGCGGCGAGACAGGAGGCGCAGCUCCGGGCACCCUAAAGGCAGUGUUCUUCAUCUUCGCCUCCCUGUGCGCCUGGUAUUCUGGGUACCUGCUGGCAGAGCUCAUUCCAGAUGUGACCCUGUCCCGAGCUGCCUACAGCAUCCGGAGCAUCGGUGAGAGGCCUGUCCUCAAAGCCCCAGCCCCAAAGAGGCAAAAAUGUGACCACUGGACCCCGUGUCCCCCAAACACCUACGCCUACCAGUUGCUCAGUGGGGGUGGCAGGGACAAGUAUGCCAAGAUCUGCUUUGAGGAUGAGGUGCUCAUAGGAGAAAAGACUGGGAAUGUGGCAAGAGGAAUAAAUAUUGCCAUUGUCAACUAUGUGACUGGGAAAGUAUUAGCAACACAGUAUUUUGAUAUGUACGAAGGAGAUAACUCUGGACCGAUGACGAAUUUUAUUCAGAGCGCUCCCUCGAACUCCCUGCUCUUCAUGGUGACCCACGAUGACGGUAGCAGCAGACUGAAGGAGGACGCUAAGAAGGCCAUAGAAGCCCUGGGAAGUAAAGAGAUCAGGAACAUUCGGUUCAGGUCGAGCUGGGUAUUUCUUGGAGCAAAAGGCUUUGAACUUCCUGCAGGAAUUCAGAGAGAAAAGGUCAACCACUCAGAUAAUGCGAAGAACAGGUAUCCGGGCUGGCCCGCAGAGAUCCAGGUAGAAGGCUGCAUACCAAAAGGACCAAGCUAACAUGGCCCAGCCUCAAUAAAGGUGACUUUUGCAGACAAAUGCAUCCCGAAUGGACCACACCUCUUAGCCAACAGUCAAUAUUUGAUGAGUAUUUUGGGUUUGUCGUCAACCAGCGGACCAAAGUAUUUUCCAGUUGUCUAAAAUCUUGUCGCACAGACUUUUUAUGCCAGUGUUUAUAGAGUGAAGGUAGUGAGCAGGACAGCUG
Lagenorhynchus albirostris (white-beaked dolphin) is the source of this 1008-nucleotide messenger RNA. RefSeq names its product FAM3 metabolism regulating signaling molecule B (gene FAM3B). The transcript has 8 exons. Lineage: Eukaryota; Metazoa; Chordata; Mammalia; Artiodactyla; Delphinidae. The coding region runs from base 24 to 803 and encodes 259 amino acids. The record is from RefSeq and is a predicted model, not a curated record.